Ectocarpus sp. CCAP 1310/34 is the source of this 1713-nucleotide messenger RNA. The record is from the annotation of a GenBank genome assembly. Lineage: Eukaryota; Phaeophyceae; Ectocarpales; Ectocarpaceae.
AUGCCCCCCCGCACCUCCGCGGACAAGCCAAGGGCGGCCCUCGUCUCCACGGCAUGCCCAUGCACGACCGCCAAAGGCACUCCUUCCAUGGAGGUCGCCGCUUCCACGACGAGGGUGUACACAGCAGCGGGGGUGAAGGAGAGCGUGGUCCUGUUGUGCACAUGGGCCCAGGUCACCAUGCCCACCCUCGUCGCCAGCGGGAACACCACGGCAUGCACCACCUGGAGAGAGACGGGGACACUGCCGGUACGGACAUGGAUCAUGGCCCCGUUCCUCACGGGGCAGGACGGCACCACCACCGAAGCCCCGCCGGUCUACACCACCGACCGCACGGCCCGCCCCCCGGCCCGCCCCCCGGCCCGCCCGGCAUGCGGGGCGGAAUGCGGUGCGAGGACAUCGGAGGCGAUCUCCACCCCCGACAGCAUCAGCACCAGUACCAGCAGCACCAGCAGCACCAGCAGCAGCACGGAAGAAUGGCGGCAGGCCGUGCUCGCGGUCACCCCUGUCACGAGCGCCCCUCUCCCUUGCAGAUGAUGCCGAUGCAGGCCUACUGAAGAGGAGAACAAGGCACCGUGAUGUACGGCUGGUUGAAUGGUAUGUGUUGCUGCUGGCCAGAGAGCUACGACGAGGCAGCAGCAUCUGACCUGGAGUAGAAAGCAGUUCUUCGGCGGGAGAACGAGAGACGGUUGGGUUUGGCCUGACUUUGGCGUGGUUUGAAAUUGUUUGUUUGUUUGCAAUUGGGCAGAAGCCUCCCCCGGGAAAACUGAUACGAGGGACAAAGGACGUGCACCNAGGAGAACAAGGCACCGUGAUCUACAGCUGGUUGAACGGUAUGUGUUGCUGCUGGCCAGCGAGCUACGACGAGGCAGCGGCAUAUGACCUGGAGUAGAAGGCAGUUCUUCGGCGGGAGAACGAGAGACGGUUGGGUUUGGCCUGAUUUUGGCGUGGUUUGAAAUUGUUUGUUUGUUUGCAAUUGGGCAGAAGCCUCCCCCGGGAAAACUGAUACGAGGGACAAAGGACGUGCACCUUGCGGUAUACACCUGUGCGUGGUACGGUAGCAGACGUAAACAGUCUCUGUUGGCAAUCAUACGCUGAAUUCCUUUUGGUUGGAUCGUCUCUUCAUCAGAAAUGCAUCGAGGAGGAGCGGGGUACCCGCCCCGGGGUGAAAAACUGCGGUGUUUGUAUGUUGCAGUCCCAUCCCUACGGAGAGAGGUUGUAACGGGGUGAGUCGCGUGGCGAAGAGUGACGAAACGGACGUUUUCUUCUGUUUUUUGUGUAAGCGGUGUUGUUAGUGUCUGGCGAUGUACUGAGUGACGAUAGACACCCUUCAACCUCGUUUACUGGUGACGUUUCGCCUUUGCGUUCGGAGGGUGCGUGUGUUUUGUAUGUCGUCGAAGCUGCUUGUCAACGGAAGCACAGAAGCGUUGGUAACACUUGUGUUAGCGGCAAGGCGUACGUGCGUGUCGUUGUCUUCAGACCUGCCUGCGUUGUGAAGCUGCAGCUGACAGCACCGAGUCUGUGUCUUUGUGGUACCGUGUGUUGUAAGGAGGAUAAUUUGUUUGGCACGUAUUGGGCGGACUAGUGUCGCAGGCUGCAGGUAGGUAUGCAGUGCACGUGUUGUGGAGUGCUGCUGAUGGCGAUGCACCCGACAAGAAAAAAACAAAAAACUGGCUUCGAUGUCGGAGUCCACGAAAAACAAAAAAACACACCCGG